Molecule: messenger RNA, 595 nt
Organism: Acipenser ruthenus (sterlet)
Lineage: Eukaryota; Metazoa; Chordata; Actinopteri; Acipenseriformes; Acipenseridae
Product: mitochondrial import inner membrane translocase subunit Tim8 A-like
Exons: 2
Coding region: 108-386 (92 amino acids)
Source: RefSeq, a predicted model, not a curated record
UGUUUGGCACUUCCGGUUUGUGUCACGUUGCUCUGGGCUCUGCUGUAGGUCUAUGAAGGUCACUGCAGUAAAUAAGACCCCGAAUCAGAGUAACACAAAAGUAAAACAUGUCAGAUUUUAACGAUUUUUCAAACGCCAGCGCUUCUGAGAAAGCAGAGGCUUCCGAAUUGCAAAGGAUGAUUGCAGUCGAGCAGCAGAAAGCGCAGUUCCAGGCACAGGUUCACAAUUUCACGGAUGUGUGCUGGGAGAAGUGUGUGGACAAGCCCAGCUCCAAGCUGGACUCCAGGACCGAGGGCUGCCUUGUGAGCUGUGUGGAGCGCUUCAUCGACACGACGCUGACAAUCACCAACCGCUUCACACAGAUGGUGCAGAAAGGGGCAAACUAGGACAGGAGGAGGCGCCGGAGUGGAGGAACGACCCCCGCUUUAAUGGGGAGGCACGUCAGCUCACAAAAAAAAAAAAAAAAAAAAAAUGUGAACACACUGAAACUUUUUUUUAAGUUGUAAUUUAUGAGUUCAGAUCAUUUUGUCCUAUUGCUAAUUAUGCAAAUUCACAACGCUCUCUAUGAAAAUAAAAUUGAACACGCGUCUUUUUA